Arabidopsis arenosa is the source of this 852-nucleotide messenger RNA. Lineage: Eukaryota; Viridiplantae; Streptophyta; Magnoliopsida; Brassicales; Brassicaceae. The record is from the annotation of a GenBank genome assembly.
CUGGGAUUGGUGAGAGAGAUCGCUUCAAUGGAAGAAUCUGUUCAUCAAUCGAUUCGCUUUGGCUCAGUUGCGGAUUUGAUUAUGACGAAGAAUCGACGCGUAGGGUUUCUUCUACUUGGAUCAACGACAUUGUUAUGGUUCCUAUUCGAGAAAUGUGGAUACAGUUUCUUCCCUUUUGUUGUUAAUACUCAGCUUCUUCUCGUUGUUAUACUCUUCCUCUGGGCCAAAUCUGCUAUUCUCUUUAAUAGACCUAUGCCUCAACUACCUAAUCUUGAAAUCUCUGAGGCAUCUGUGUUUAUGGUGGCUGAUACUCUGCGAGUUUGGAUUAAUACCGCGCUCGCAGUUGCUCGUGAGAUUUACGUUGGAAGAAAUGCAAAGCAACUCUUUCGGGUGAGUGUUGUGUUGUGGACAGUAUCGUUUGUUGGAAAUUUCUUGAACUUCCUCACAAUACUCUAUCUUGGUGUUGUUCUCAGUCUGUUGAUCCCUAUUCUGUACGAGAGAUACCAGGAUCACAUUGACGAAAAGCUAUCUUUAACACAUCGAGUUAUUCAGACACAAUACAGGAAGAUCGACGAAAGAUUACUACAGAAGAUUAUUGCUAAGCCCACAAAUAAGAUAAAGAAGAUGCAAUAGGCAAGCAUACUCACUUUUUUUAACCAUUUUAUCUGUUAGGUCUUUGAUACAUUGUUCAAUUUCAACAUACCAGUGUUCCUUUGAUAAGGUGUUCUUGUUAAGCCUAGUGCUAUCAUAAUAUGCUUAACUAGCCUAGGGUUGGUGCAGGAAUAGCUUCGCCAGCUCAACAACAGAGCUUACAUUAGUUGAGAGCUGAAACUAUAAAGGAGAGUUAAUCAA